AAAUACCACUCGUACCCAUACUCGUACUGGGCUGGAUGCCGAUAGGUACCGGUACCAAACAAGGAAGAUUUACAAGAACGAUACAAAAUAAUGAUGAUUUUUGUUCGUUUGGUUCUUUAAGAUCUCUUUCAAAAAGAAAUGUCGAAGAAAGAACUGUUCAAAUUACCUACAUCAAAGUACCACAAUAGCGACAGAAUAGAUCUUUUACAAUGAAGUCAAAACUGGCUUUGAUUGUUGCAAUUAACUCUGUGAUUGUAAUCUCCGAUGCGUUGACAAUAGUUCCACCAACCGGAAAAAACGUCGCCAAUCCUAGGCUGYCAAGCCUACUACCGAACCAGAUAAAGGCGUCGUCAAUCACAGAUGAAAAGGAAAGCGAUUGUACCGACACCGUGGCGUYUGGAUCGAAUCUUUUAAGACUGMGAGGAGGAGAUGGCACUCCCUUGGUGCCUCAUUCCAAGGCACUGAUUCGUGAAAUGCUCGCUGAGCUUCUUGGUACUUUCUUGAUUGUUUUCAUAGGAACCGGAUCCGUCAGCAGCGCAAUAUUUACCGAUUCUCUCGURGGUCUGUUUCAAAUCGCUUCCGUUUGGAUUAUUGCAGUAACGAUCGCAAUCUGCACUACGGCUAGUAUUUCAGGAGCUCAUCUCAAUCCUGCUGUUUCGAUUGCUUUCGCUAUGGUUAGACCAUCCAAAUCAUUCAACUGGAAAAAGGUAAGGUUCAAGUAUUCCUUUAUUUGAAUACUCAAUUUUGUCGACAAAAUAAUUCUCAACGUAUCUUUAAAUGAUUUGCAUUUCUUUAGGUAUUGCCUUAUAGCAUCUCACAAUGCUUCGGUGCAAUCUUAGGGAGCUGGCUGAAUUUCGUUGUUUACGGGAGUUCGAUCGCAGUCUUCGAGGCAAAAAAUGAAAUUAUUCGUGGUGCGGCGUCAGGCAUUGCAUCAGCAAAAGCUUUUGGAGAAUACUUUGCGUAAGUUUACAACUCUCACAGUUUGUUUUUCACUGAUUGCCCCAUCUUCUGAUUGUAUUCUGUUCAUUGUUUGCAUCUGAAAUCGUUUCUUUAGUGCCCCAGUUUCGACGAUGACGGCCUUUCUUGCAGAGAGCAUUGGGACCGCAAUUUUGGCUUUUGUCAUUUUUUCAUUGACUCAUCCGAAGAAUGAUACAAUGGAAAGCAAUUUUGUUCCACCCCUUAUCGGGUUGACUGUGGGAGGCCUCAUCGCUGUUUUUGCCCCAUUGACGCAAGCAGGUUUCAAUCCAGCACGGGAUUUUGGUCCUAGAAUUGUGGCUUGGUUUGCUGGGUGGAAAACUGUAGCAUUUAGAAGUGCGUGGUUGUAUAUCGUCGCGCCUAUCGUUGGCGCUGUUCUUGGAGCUACAUUGGCAGAUAAAGUCUUGUACGCCAAUGAUUGAUGUUUUUGAGUGCUUUUAUCUCUCAUGUUACAGUCGCGCCUCCACUGACUAGAAUUUUGAACGCACUGCACAGUGAUUUUAUAAUUGUUGAACUAAAAAAAUCUCUGCGACGGUAACAAUGAAAAAUUAUUUUUCUAGUUUUCUGAUAACACAACAUAGCAGUUCAGCUCCUUGCUCGCCCCAAAUACCUGGAAGGUAUCUUUGCUAGCAUGACCCAUAUCCAAUCCACUUUUUAAGUUUUUCAACAUCGCCUAGCCGAUAAAGUCCGUUUUCGACUGCUUGGUCAAUAAAUUCUUGAGAUGCUUCCAAUGGUGUCAGACACCACUUUUUACACAUCCAGGCACAUGCCACCCUUCCACAUCUACCCUUACCACCACUGCAAUGAGCUACGACCUUCUCUCCUCGCGCAUCAAGAUUUUGGAGAAGUGCCAUGAUAUUUUCAUAGGAGUUCGGUGAUCUGAAGGGUAUAUGAUGAACAAUCAAGCCGGAUCGACUGUAAAACUCCUUCAAGUCUACGUCAUAAACAUCAAAUUCAUUA
Molecule: messenger RNA, 1935 nt
Organism: Pseudo-nitzschia multistriata
Lineage: Eukaryota; Bacillariophyta; Bacillariophyceae; Bacillariales; Bacillariaceae
Source: the annotation of a GenBank genome assembly